CUACAGGAUUUUACUAAAUAGAGGAGUGACCUGGUCAGACCUGUCUUUGGCGGACUGGAGUGGAAAGAGAUGGGAGGCAGGCAGAGCCCCCCAGCCUCUUUUAGAAUAAUCAAGGCAUGAAGUGAUUUGUGGGCCUGCACCAGAGGGGUGUGGUCAGAGGACAGAAGGGGGUGUAUUUAGAUAUGUUACAAAGGUCAAAAUCGACAGGCCUUGGCCACAGAAUGAGUAUGGGGGGAAGUAAAAGAGUGGGAAGAGAUCAAAGCCCUUUGGGGCUGCCGAGAGAAAACAUGGUUUCUCUCUUUGCUGGAGGUGCGGUCACGAAGUGGAAAGAGCCCCAGGUGAAGGCCUGGGACUCAGAGCCUGGCUCUGCGGCUUGCUAUCUCUGUGGCCUGAAAGUUGCUCAACCUUUCUGGGUCCCAGUUCCUCAUCAGCAAGAUGAAGGCGCCGCACUAGAUGACCUCUGCUGUCCCUUCCAGGCCCAGAUCUGUCAGCCUGUGAUCCUCCCCUCGCCAGGCCUGCUUCUUCAUCUGGUAGUACUAGAUCACCUCUCUAACCCUAUGAGAAGAAAGAGGAUUACAGGCAGGGCUGUGCUGGUAAAUGAUAUCUGAAAACAAAAAUGCUCACAACAUUCUUUUAAGUUUAAUCUGUAUUAUUCACAUUUUUCUCCAUCACUUUCUAAGUCUGGACAAUCAGCAAAACAAUAAAUCAAGCCCUGAUUUGUCAUGUUUGCCAAUUCCGGAGGGGUAAAUGGUCACACUGAAAAUUUAACAAGCAGCUCUGCAGAGCCUGUCCAAGCUGGCUCCAGCCCACCCCUGAUUGUAGGGUUAUUCGAUGCAGCAUGGGGUGGUGAAGGAAAGAGAGCUGGACAUCGAGUCAGGACCUGCCUCUGACACCCAGAAACCAUGGACAAGUCACCUAACCCCUCUGAGCCUCAGUUACCGGCAGCAGCUACCUCACAGGGCUGUUGGAAUGGUCCCAGGAGAUGAUACCUGUGAGGCACCUUGCUGAUCUUAGCAGGGAUGGGGCUGGAGUUCUCCUCCCGACUUCAUGUGAAAGAUGGCCAAUGCUGAAGUGAGUGUCCCUGUGGGGGAUGUAGUUGUGGUGCCGACGGAAGGGAACCAGGGAGAGAACCCUGAAGACACCAAAACCCAGGUGAUCUUGCAGUUACAGCCUGUGCAGCAAGGUUUGUUUAUCGAUGGACACUUUUACAACAGGAUUUAUGAAGCGGGGUCGGAGAACAAUGCGUCGGUUGUAGCUGUAGAAACCCACACAAUACACAAAAUUGAAGAAGGGAUUGAUGCUGGCACCAUAGAUGCAAACGAAGAGAUGGAAAUUGCGUAUCCAAUCACCUGUGGGGAAAGUAAAGCCAUCCUCCUCUGGAAGAAGUUUGUAUGUCCAGGAAUUAAUGUGAAGUGCGUCAAGUUCAAUGAUCAGUUGAUCAGCCCCAAGCAUUUUGUUCAUCUGGCUGGCAAGUCCACCCUGAAGGACUGGAAGAGGGCCAUUCGCCUGGGUGGGAUCAUGCUAAGGAAAAUGAUGGACUCCGGACAGAUAGACUUUUACCAGCAUGACAAGGUUUGCUCCAAUACCUGCAGAAGCACCAAAUUUGACCUCCUGAUCAGCAGUGCCCGAGCGCCGGUGCCAGGGCAGCAGACAAGCGUGGUGCAGACACCCCCUUCGGCUGAUGGGGGAGUCACACAGAUUGCCAUUUCAGAGGAGCACAUGGAGGAGGCAGGGCUGGAGUGGAACUCAGCUCUCACUGCGGCUGUCACCAUGGCCACUGAGGAAGGACUGAAGAAGGACUCCGAAGAGAUUUCGGAGGACACUCUGAUGUUCUGGAAGGGCAUAGCCGAUGUGGGGCUCAUGGAGGAGGUGGUGUGCAACAUUCAGAAGGAGAUAGAGGACCUGCUCCGGGGAGUUCAGCAAAGGCUUCUGCAGGCCCCCUUUCAGAUCACAGAUGCUGCUGUCCUCAACAAUGUAGCCCACACCUUCGGUCUGAUGGACACGGUCAAGAGGGUUUUGGACAACAGGAGGAGCCAGACAGAGCAAGGAGAAGAACACUUUCUCUACACUCUGUCAGACCUCGAACGGCAGUUGGAAGAGCAGAAGAAGCAGGCCCAGGACCACAGGCUGAAGUCUCAGACUGUGCAGAAUGUGGUCUUGAUGCCCAUGAAUAACCCCAAGCCUCCAAAGAGGCCCCGCCUGCAGCGCCCUGCCUCCACCACCGUCCUGAGCCCCUCACCCCCCGUCCAGCAGCCUCAGUUCACUGUCAUCUCUCCCAUCGCCAUAGCACCGAUGGGCCAGUCAUUCUCCAUGGGCAACCUCCCCAUGGCUACCCUCGGCCAGGGCUCCAGCCCCGUGACUGUGCACACGCUGCCUUCCGGCUCCCAGCUCUUCCGCUACGCCACCGUCGUCUCUUCCGCCAAGACCAGCUCCCCUGAUGCAGUGACCAUCCACCCCUCCUCCAGCCUGGCACUGCUGAGCUCGGCCGCCAUGCAGGACGGGGGCGCCUUGGGCAACAUGGCCACCGUGGUGAGUCCCGUGGAGCUGGUGGCCAUGGAGUCGGGCCUGACCUCCGCCAUCCAGGCUGUGGAGAGCACUUCGGAGGAUGGGCAGACCAUCAUCGAAAUCGAUCCCGCGCCAGACCCGGAGGCGGAGGAGCCGGAGGGCAAAGCCCUCAUCCUGGAGACUGAGCUGAGGACUGAGGAGAAGGUGGUGGCUGAGAUCGAGGAGCACCAGCACCAAGUGCACAACGUGGAGAUCGUGGUCCUGGAGGAUUAGCUGGGAGACUCAGGCUUUGUUGGGGAUUUUAAUGGUUGGUUCAUUUUUACCACUGUCCUGCUCAUUUCCACAUAGGAUCCUUUUUUGGUUUGGUUUUGUUUUUCCAAUUUAAAAAAAAAAAAAAGAAGAAAAAUCUCAGUAAUGUGACUGAACAUGCUGGUCCCCUGUCUUCCCCUCUCCCCCACCAGGUAAGCAGUGGACAAGAGGAGUUGCCCUUAGAGAGGAAGGGAAGAGACUGAUCUUGCUGCCACCUGGAAAGUUGUUUCAGUUAGAUGAGGCAGCAGGAUGACCCCUCCACCAUGGGGCACAGGCUGUUUGAGUUUGCCUUUAAAGUUCCUGGGAGGGAAGAGUGGGCCCUCGCAGGGCCAAGGGGAAACCUGGCGGCCAGAGGAAGUGGGGAAGUGGCCAGAUUGCUGGUGGGAAGGAGUGGAUCAACCUCUCCUCCAGUAAGGGAAGUGCUUUGACAAGGAUCUGGGCAGGAGGGGUGGCUCUCUUGCCUCUCAAAGGGUGCCCUGUCCCCGGGACCCCAGGGGGCAGCAGCCAAAGGUGCCUGUGGGAAGAGCCAAGGUUGGGGAAUGAGCCACAGGCUUUCCUUCGGAGAGCAGUGGCCCCAGGUAGGUCCUCACCUCAGGUAAGUAUGAUGGAAGGUGCCUGCGGCCACCCACAAAAUACCCCAGGCAGGAGCCCCAGGACUUGGCAGCCUUUGAGGGAGAAUUCCCAGGGAUGAAUCCUAAGGUGCAAAAGGAUCCUCAGAGGAGCAGGAUGCCCCCCCCUCUCCCUCCGCUCCCCAUUCUGUCCAGGGAUUUUCCUUUUUAAAGUGGCAUCCGCCCAGUUGGCCUGCCCACCCUCUCUCUCUUCCCUCUGGUGCUUAUUGGUUGUUUUACCCUUUCCCUUGUGAGCCCGUAUUCUGAAGCCAUCAUUUUUUGCUCAUUGUGUAACUCCAGGAGCAAGAGAAUUCUCCAGAUCAGCUGCUGCUUUGACUUGGAAGCAUUUUUCCUUUGUCUUUCUUUUUUCUCUCCUUCCUUCCUUCCUUCCUUCUUAGCUUUGGAAUCUAAAGCAGCUGCCCAAUUAUUGGUGCUUCCUCUGAUCCUUAUCUUCCCUAACCCCUGGGGGGGCCUCUGUCUUCUCAAAACCAAACCUUUGCAGGCUUUGGUCAUCAGUUUGGAUAAGAAGAACUACAGGUGCCUGCUCCACCCCCUCCUUUCCUCCUCGUUUCCUCCCCACCCCCACCCCCACCCCCUGACCCCCUCUAGUUUCGUUUACUUGGGAUGCUGCUGCUGCUGCUGCUGCUGCUGCAACAUAAUGAGCUGGUGGCAGCCUUGGGGCUGGGCAGGAACUGAUGCUGUGGCCCCAGCCCUCUUGGUGGGCACCGAACAGAUGUCUCCUCCUGAGAGAGCUGGACUCCCCAGGAAAGAAGCAUUGUCUGUGACAUAUUAUAGGAAAUGUACCGGGAAUGUCAAUAAUAAUGUCUCUGGGGGUUUGUUUGGUUUCCCUUCUUUUCUGUCAGUUGUCUGGGACUUGGGAGAGCCCCAUCUCUUCUUCCCUUUGGCUUCCUCUUGGCUGGGGGUGGGGGAGUGGGCAGAAGUGGGAGGAAGCUGGUUGGUGCAGGGGUGAGGGAGGUGUGAGGGACCUGCUGGAUUCUCUCCACUCAGAGAGAAGGAAGAGUACACCCUUGCCUGCGGGAGGAGAGCAGGUUUGU
Messenger RNA from Dromiciops gliroides (monito del monte), 4477 nucleotides. It is a transcript of the gene GMEB1, whose product is annotated as glucocorticoid modulatory element binding protein 1. Gene Ontology annotation, biological process: positive regulation of transcription by RNA polymerase II. The coding region runs from base 1057 to 2778 and encodes 573 amino acids. NCBI's taxonomy places the organism in Eukaryota, Metazoa, Chordata, Mammalia, Microbiotheria, Microbiotheriidae. Gene Ontology annotation, cellular component: nucleus. Gene Ontology annotation, molecular function: DNA-binding transcription activator activity, RNA polymerase II-specific; RNA polymerase II cis-regulatory region sequence-specific DNA binding. The transcript is spliced from 10 exons. The record is from RefSeq and is a predicted model, not a curated record.